CCUGAACAGUAGAAUUCCCUGGGUGGACAACCGUUUAUAGUUGUAUUAGAGAUUCUUAAGUUCUGAGCGCUCCAAUUUGCAAAAAGUGGUGACCCAGUGGUUACAGAAUGGGCUGCUAACUGCAAGACCAGCAGUUCAGAAUUACUAUCACACCUGGACAGAAAGACGGUUUCUACUCUUGUAAGAAGUUACACUCUCGGGAAGCCCACAAGGGGCAGUUCAUCUUCUCCUAAGGGGUCGCUAUAAUCGGAAUCCACUCGAUGGCAGUGAGUUGGGUUUUAGGUUUGGGUUGCUGAUGACAGUGACAAUCAGUGUCCAUUUGCUGCGUCCCCACUUUGAUUAAGCCGCCUUUAAAUUCUCUCUGAUCAUUAACCAAGGAUAUAGAUCAUCUCCCCCUCGGGAGAAUGCAUUAGAAAGUAGAUUGCCUUUGCUCCUUUGCAGCCUGCCCUCUCCACGGCCUGCCGAGGUGUAUGCUUGAUGGAGGUCACCUUACUGAGGACAGAACAGGGGCCAUUGUCAUGAGCCUUGCCUUGACUGGCUUUGUAUGAAGGCCCCGGACCAGUCUUAUUUUGACGAACCAGCAGCUUAGAGGAAGGAGGAAGAAGUACCUGGUUUGGGUAUUAUUUCUGGGAUGUCCCCAUGAGAGACUGAAAUUUGAGCAUCAUUAGAGCUGAUCCAGACAAGACAAACAGAGCAUCCCAGUUGCCGGCAGUUUUAUAAGGACCAAAGACAAUGACCAAGGAUCAGGAAUCACUGACCUUCAACGACGUGGCUGUAAAGUUCACCUGGGAGGAAUGGCAGCUCCUGAACCCUGCUCAGAAGUUCCUAUAUCAGGAUGUGAUGUUGGAGAACUAUCGCAACCUGGUUUCCAUUGCCCAGAAGUUGAAGCACACCCUGGAACCUUGCAACUCGCAGUACCCCGCGUUUGUCUCAGAGCCCACCAUCAAGGAGACCACCGGGAACAUUGCGCAUGAAGACUGCUCCAAGUCAACCGCCUAUGCCCAGCCUGUGUCCCAGGUGGACACAGGGUGUCUGGCGUCUCAGGAUCCCAGAUGGCACCCUGGUCCCGGGCUUCUCUACCCCAGAUGGGUGGACACUGGGAGCCUGGUUUUGCUGGAUUCCAAGUGGGUCCCCUGGUGCCCAGCCUCUCUGCCCCAGACCAGCACCCAGGUCAUCCCCCAGGUAUCCAGGUGGUAUGACCCAGGUGUCCCCCUGAUGCCCGGCCUCUCAGCCCAAGAGGGGCCCCUGAUGUUCCAGUUGGAUGUCCCAG
Messenger RNA from Echinops telfairi (small Madagascar hedgehog), 1270 nucleotides. RefSeq names its product zinc finger protein 114-like. Gene Ontology annotation, biological process: regulation of DNA-templated transcription. The annotation marks the transcript as partial. The record is from RefSeq and is a predicted model, not a curated record. Lineage: Eukaryota; Metazoa; Chordata; Mammalia; Afrosoricida; Tenrecidae. The transcript has 8 exons.